GUUUGGUUUUAGAGUUUACGGUUUGGAUUUAGGGCCUAGGAUUUGGGUUUAGUAUUUAGGGGUUAGAUUUAGAUUAUGAUUUAGGAUUUUGUUGAGCAUCAUUAUUUUUUUCAAUUAUUUUAAAAUUUUAAAUACAAUUUAAUAUUUAUUAUUUAUUAUUUAUGUGACACUUUAACUGGCGGUGAGAGAGGUGGUGAAUUUAAAAGUUCGGGGUGAACCUAAAUUUUGUCUUUAGUAAUACUAAUGAAAGAACUUUAAAAUCUAAAAAAGUUAAUUUUUGGGAAACGAAAGAAAAUCUAGAAAAUAUAUGGAUGAACUAUUUUGUUGGGAGGGUAUGGGGGAUAAUAUCACAUUUAAAAAUGUUGGGUGUUAUGUUGGUACCUUUACACUAAUAAAGGAUCCAAAAUUUGAGACUUUUUCUAUACGAUUCACAGCUUGUAAUGAGCUAGCGAUCACAGUAGCCCCCACCCUUCUCUAACGUACACCACAACACAACUUAAACUUGGCGUCAUCUCUUCUUCUCAUUGGUUUUUAGCUUUCACAAACACGUAAACUUUGAUACAUUUCAUCCAUAAUCUCUCCUCAAUGGCUGUAUCACUUCAAACCAAGUACCCUCUAAGACCCAUCACCAACAACAUUCCAAGUACGCACCGUUCUUCACUUCUCCAUGUUCGUGUCACGUGCUCUGCUACUACCACCACCAACAAGCCUCAAGCUAAGCUUGUGGUCGAGAACCGUUUUAUGAGUCCUCCUCUUUCCAACGACCCAUCUCUCCAGUCAACAUGGACUCAUCGUUUAUGGGUUGCAGCUGGUUGCACCACAUUGUUUGCUUCUUUAGCUAAAUCUAUCAUUGGAGGGGUUGGUUCUCAUCUCUGGCUCGAACCAGCUCUAGCCGGUUAUGCAGGGUACAUCCUGGCUGAUCUAGGGUCUGGUGUGUACCACUGGGCCAUUGAUAACUACGGUGAUGAGUCAACUCCUAUAGUAGGAACCCAAAUCGAAGCGUUUCAGGGUCACCACAAGUGGCCUUGGACAAUCACUAGAAGACAAUUUGCUAACAAUCUACACGCUCUGGCUCGAGUCAUAACCUUCACGGUGCUUCCACUAGACCUUGCAUUUAAUGACCCGGUGGUUCAUGGCUUUGUGAGCACGUUUGCGUUUUGCAUAAUGUUUAGCCAGCAGUUCCAUGCCUGGGCUCAUGGAACCAAGAGCAAGCUUCCACCUCUCGUGGUGGCGUUGCAGGACAUGGGAGUGCUUGUUUCACGGAGAGAGCACGCGGAACAUCACCGGGCACCGUAUAACAACAAUUAUUGCAUAGUGAGUGGGGCUUGGAACAAAGUUUUGGAUGAGAGUAAGGUCUUUGAGGCGUUAGAGAUGGUGUUGUAUUUCAAGCUUGGGGUGAGACCGAGGUCAUGGAGCGAGCCAAACUCUGAGUGGACAGAAGAAAAAGACAUCUCCAACAACCACAAGGUUUAAAAUGUGUUUGAAAAAGAAUUAUUUAUACAUGCACAAGAGAAUUGAAGGAGCAUAAUAAUAUAAGAUUUACUUUUCAUAAUGUUAAAUGCACAAAGAGAGCAUGUAACAGUUUUACGUAUCACAUCCAACGAAUAGUAAAUAGAAGAGAGACACAA
Brassica napus (rape) is the source of this 1628-nucleotide messenger RNA. RefSeq names its product fatty acid desaturase 4, chloroplastic. The record is from RefSeq and is a predicted model, not a curated record. The coding region runs from base 586 to 1473 and encodes 295 amino acids. NCBI's taxonomy places the organism in Eukaryota, Viridiplantae, Streptophyta, Magnoliopsida, Brassicales, Brassicaceae. The transcript has a single exon.